This is a messenger RNA of Aedes albopictus (Asian tiger mosquito), 3448 nucleotides long. Its product is annotated as dual specificity mitogen-activated protein kinase kinase hemipterous. Gene Ontology annotation, molecular function: ATP binding; protein kinase activity. The coding region runs from base 113 to 2980 and encodes 955 amino acids. Gene Ontology annotation, biological process: protein phosphorylation. The record is from RefSeq and is a predicted model, not a curated record. The transcript is spliced from 8 exons. NCBI's taxonomy places the organism in Eukaryota, Metazoa, Arthropoda, Insecta, Diptera, Culicidae.
UGUUUCGUCUAUUCUUCCAGGUUCCAGUCUUGGGUUGGACCUUCCGCUGCGAACCCCACCCAACAAUCGACGGAACGAAGCGGAACUGAUCAAAAUCAUCGACAAAAGCGGCAUGAUCAAAAUCAAUGAUCAGUUGUACAAAACGACGCUGGUCGAGAUGCAGGACCUGGGAGAGCUGGGUAGCGGAACCAGCGGGCACGUGGUUAAAAUGCGUCACAAUCCGAGCGGUGCAGUGAUUGCCGUGAAGCAAAUGCGGCGCACCGGAAAUGACGAGGAAAACAAACGAAUCAUUAUGGAUCUGGACGUGGUGCUCAAAUCGGAAAACUGUCGCUACAUUGUGAAGUGUUUAGGCUGUUUCAUUACCGACGCGGAUGUGUGGAUUUGCAUGGAGCUGAUGACGACCUGUUUCGAUAAGUUGCAGAAAAAGUCCAAAAAGCCGGUUCCGGAGCGGAUACUGGGCAAGGUAACGGUUGCCACGGUGAAUGCGUUGGCCUACCUCAAGGAUAACCACAAUGUGAUCCAUCGGGACGUGAAACCCUCGAACAUACUGAUCGACGACCGGGGCAACAUCAAGCUGUGCGAUUUCGGUAUCAGCGGUCGGUUGGUCGACUCGAAUGCCCGGACUAGGUCGGCUGGGUGCGCUGCGUAUAUGGCGCCCGAACGAAUCGAUCCGGCCAAUCAGUCGUACGACAUCCGAGCAGACGUUUGGUCCCUAGGUAUAACACUGGUAGAGCUAGCCACGGCAAUGUUUCCCUACCGCAACUGUAAAACAGACUUCGAAGUGCUUACCAAAGUGCUCCAGUCCAGUCCGCCCAGCCUGCCCGAGGAUCAGGACUUCAGUUCGCACUUCCGGGAUUUUGUCAAACUGUGCCUGCAGAAGAACUUCGAAGCUCGACCCAAGUAUCCGGAUCUGUUGAAGCACCCGUUUCUGCAGCGGGCCAAACAGGAAGAUGUGGAUGUGGCCGGCUGGUUUCGUGAUGUGGCUUUCAGCAGUGGCAUCCAGCUGAGCUCUGCGGGGCUGGUUGCGUCCGGCAGUAGUGGGGUGACUUCCUCGAGUUUGGUCGGCUCCGGCAGUUCGCCGACUUCCGUCAGUAUCCAGAGGCCUUCUUCGUCGGCGUCCGAUCAGAAUAGAGUCCCGACCCCUUACGAAAGCCUGACGGAAGCGGUCCAGGCACAGUCCAACCAACAAAAGCAAUCAGCAAUAGCUUCAUCAAUACCGAUCAAAUCCAGCAGUCUGCCGCAACAGCAAAACAAUUUCGACGCCCAACAGCAAACGUUACAGGUGAAACUUAGCAGCAUUAGUUUAGCGCCAUCGUCACAAGCUACCUCGUCUUCCACCACAACAACAUCGUCUAUCGAUAUACGAUCUCCCUCGCCCGCACAACCACAGCAAAUGCAAACACCUCAGGCAAACUAUCUUAAACUGCAACAGCCAUCUGCGAUAUUUAGCUCUAGUACCAAUAGCAGCAGCACCCACAUCACCGCUGGCCCGGAAGUGAACCGAAAGUACAAACAUUCGCCAUUUCUACCGCGACGAGUAGCAGCGGCGACCGAUCCGAAUGCCAAUGCGGCCGCCGAGAACCCCAUGCACGCGUACGGCAGCCCGAAGAAGGAAUCGACCCUGAGCACCCUGGGCCAGAGCAUAUUCCGAAACUUGACGACGUCUCCGUUUUCGCAUCGUAAAUCGGAACAGAAAUCGUACAAACCGCCGCUGCCGGGCGAGGAUGGCGGCGGCGGUAGCGGAAUGUCGAUGCUCAACGGAAACCGACCCGGGUUCAGCAAUCCGUCGUCACCGCUUCUCCUGAACCGGAAGAUGAUCGACCUUAACGACGAACAGCAGUUCAAACAGCUGCAGGGGAACACUAGUCCUAUAGUUCUUCAACGGUUCUAUCACCAGCAGAACCAGCUGAGAGAAAACAAACAGCUAGAGCAGCAUCUGUCGACGAACCCGUUUUACCAGCCACCACAGCCAAGCGGAAUCCCCAUCAAGUACAGUCCCCUACCGUCGCAUCGGACCGUACAUCACGCGGCGAAUCCAGCCUUCGCUGGCGGUAACUACAUGGGGUAUCCUCAGAUGAUGCCACAGGAGGCGAGUAAUAUACCAAUGUACCAAUACCAACAGCUCAAUCCGGCAAACACCGGUUGCAACAGCAGCAGUAGUCCAAGUAAGCCAAAAACGGGUGGCUUCUUCAACACCUUUAGUCGAUCUAGGAGUCAAAACAACGGCGGCAGCGCCAGUUCUAGUCAACGAGAUAAUGCGGGUACCAGUGGCAGUGGGCUUCCCGGUAGCGAUGGUGGCUUUCCGGAAGCUGGAUUCUACCAGAAUCAACCAAUACAGUACGGACGACAAACGCUGCCGGAAUAUGGCAGCGCAAGUUUUGCCAAGCCUAGCGGUGUUAGCAAUGGCGACAACAUGAUGAAGAACGAUACAGGGUGGUUCAAUUCAAUUGCAGAUCUGGCCAAACGACGAUUCGCCUCGUUCGCGAAAGUGAAUCUGUCCAUCUCGAGCGGCGAGAAACGGCCCAAGGACAAGCAUCUGCAGAACCAUAUGCUACAGACGACGCAAUCGCACCACCCGCAGUAUCCUUUCACCGGUGGAAACGGUUCCCUGGUGGCCCCGAUGAACCCCUAUCCGGCCAGUACGAAUCCCUUCGUAGGGCCGCCCGGUGGUGUUCCAUCGGCGAUUCCACCGUCGGCUGCGGUCCAUAUGUUGGGGAACGAUCGCCGGCAUCGAAGUCCGGAUCCGCCGCCUAGGUACAACCGAGGCCAGUCGCCAUUACUGCUGCAUCGAAAACUAGAAAAGCUAGGUCAAACUGGGUCACCACUGCUCAAUCAACGCUUCACCUCGGCGUCUCCGUCGCCUCCGCUACCGCCCCGCCGAGGUUCCGAGAGCGUUCCCGGUUCACCGCAGCACAUUCGCACUCGUAUGCACUACACCCCGGAGCCGCACAGGCGACCCUACCGGACGAUAGACCAAUGAGUGGGACUGCAAAUACUGAUCAUGUGAUCGAUGUAUAGCUUUCUGGAUUAAACACCAUCAUCACCCUGCGUCGGCUGGUGUUUAAGGGUUCGCAUCUUCGCUGUUUGUCCGCAUGGUUUUGUCUUUGUCAUCGUCGUUGUCGCCGUUUACCUUUGUCAUCGAUGCCAAAGUUGCCAUUUGUGGCCACGGAACGCUGGAACCCAGGUCGUCGGACAAUGGGUUUUGCGGGUGUUAUUGUACGGGAGUUUGAGAAAGUUUGCUUUCAUGGUUGUGGCUUAUAUUGUUUCCUGACUGACUACCUUAUACAUUCGAUGGAUAAUGUAUAAUUUGUAUGUGGCGCCAGUGCUUUCUGCAUGAAAUGACACGCAUGAAAAAAACGAAAACGAUUAAAAAAUACGAAUUUCGCUUAAUUUGGUUAAGAACGACGAGCUUCUGACUGGCAAACAAUAAACAAAAAAAAAACGUUCA